Molecule: messenger RNA, 1071 nt
Organism: Zasmidium cellare ATCC 36951
Lineage: Eukaryota; Fungi; Ascomycota; Dothideomycetes; Mycosphaerellales; Mycosphaerellaceae
Exons: 2
Coding region: 1-1071 (356 amino acids)
Cellular component (GO): membrane
Source: RefSeq, a predicted model, not a curated record
AUGCCUGUCGACCUUGCGCUCCCGAGCGUGAAAACGCUGGUCGAAUGCGCCGACUACAGCAAGACGUUCGAGCCCUUCCUCCCACAACUCUACUCUCUAGGAACCGAUCUCUACGCGAGAAUACAAGACACCGAAGCUCUCAAGCACCUCUACAUGUCCACGAACCCAGCGAUUUCCGGUCUGGCCUUCGCAAUCGCGACGUUCCCCAUCUUCUUGGUCGUGUCGGAGAUCAACAAGAACUACAGCCAGGUGGACAGGGUGUGGAGUAUUUUCCCUACUCUGUUCAAUAUUCAUUACGCGCUGUGGGCGAGGCUCAAUGGCUUGCCUACGACGAGAUUGGAUAAUGUGCUGGCGUUUAGUGUGUUGUGGUCGAUUCGCUUGACCUUCAACUACUGGCGCAAGGGAGGAUAUGAGAUUGGCAGUGAGGACUAUCGUUGGGAGCUCAUCAAGAAGUACAUUGGCCAACCGGCGUUCUUCUUGUUGAAUGUCGUGUUUAUAGCCUCGAUUCAGCCGAUCCUCCUCUGGGCUGUCACCCUCCCAACCUACGUCCUACUCCUCACCUCUCGAAUCAAACCCGAAAUGGGCGGCUCCGAUUUGAUCUUCAGCCGAUUGUUGAUCGCAAUGGUCGUCUUUGAAUACUUCGCAGACGGACAAAUGUGGAACUUCCAGCAAGCCAAGAAAGAGUACCAGAAGACAGCAAAGGUGCCAGCAGGCUGGACACGCGCUCAGAUGGACCGUGGCUUCGUCACGACCGGACUGUGGAAGUACAGUCGCCAUCCAAAUUUCGCCGCCGAGCAGUCCAUCUGGAUCUUGCUGUACCUCUGGGGCUCCUUCGAGUCUUACAAGUACUGGAACUGGACGGUCGCUGGUACGAUUGCCUAUUCGCUCGUGUUCCAGGGCAGCACUCCCAUCACCGAAUGGAUCAGCGGAGGGAAGUACCCAGAGUAUCAGGUCUACCAACAGCGAGUGGGAAUGUUUGUGCCGAAGCUGUUUGGCAAUCGUUGGAAUGAGCAAGAAAUGGAGAGGCUGGGAUCGCAGGCGAAGAAGGAGAAAGAGAAGAAGAGGGGUUGA